Messenger RNA from Cyclocybe aegerita, 1701 nucleotides. NCBI's taxonomy places the organism in Eukaryota, Fungi, Basidiomycota, Agaricomycetes, Agaricales, Hemipholiotaceae. The record is from the annotation of a GenBank genome assembly.
AUGUUGCACCUUUCGCGAGAGAUUCGCAAUCCCCCUGACUCAAAGGGUCUUUCUGACUCAUACACCACCCUCAUAGUGCCCAUGCUCCUCUCCCCCCAGAGCCCGUGGAAGUUGCAACCAACAUCGACCGCCGAGAAUCCUGUCUAUGAACGCCUGCUAGGCUUGACAGAACGCGGUUUUUACUGGGACAGUAUCUUCGAUCGGACCGCAGAUACCGUUCACUAUGCUGAAAUCGAACUCACCUCAGAGCAAACUGCGCUCUUGCAACAGGAUAAUAUCGUUCAGGCAUGGGUCGAUUUAAAGCAACAAUUCCCUCUACUCGGCGCGCGUUUGGAGGAACGCGACCAGGACUCCGUCUUUUUCGUCGUCGAAGCACAGAACCUCCGAAGGAGCCGACCAGAGGAAGUUUCGUUCUACGACAUAUCGUCGGCGGACGAGGCUUUGGACCAUGUUGAAAGAAUCAAUGUCCAAGAGAGGCUUCUAUCAAACGACCUCCUUGCGCGUAUCUUUAUCCUCAGGCGCACGGAUCGUCCUGAUACCAUCCACGCCUUGAUUCAUGGAGCGCACAGUAUCACAGACGGAAUGGCCAACAUUACAAUUCUCAAGACGUUUCUCGACCGGCUUUGUCGAACAUCCAAGGACCUUAACCCCCAUCUCAAGUUGAGUGUCGCAAGGCGAAGAUGGCGCAUGGCCAUGGCGACAGUAAUUUACGCAAUGCGGAAUCGCAAGCUUCAGGGAGGACAUACAAUCCCCCGUACCAUCACCCCAAGAACACCCUACACUCCCGCUCUUUCGCGGCGGAUGGCUCGAACUCUAUCCGUCGAAAAAUCGAAAGCGAUCAUCCUCAACUGCCGCAAAAACGGAAUCACCUUCGGCAACGCGUACCCUAUCCUCGGGCAACUCGCCACUGCACGUACGCUUCUGCGGCGGUACCUUCGUGGAGACAUCAAAGAGGGGGAGUGGGAAUUCCGCACCAAAGAGCCCAUGUUUUCUGCAGGUCCCUUGAACAUGCGACCCUUCCUCGACAAGUCGUGGAUCGACGCUGGGGGGUUUUUCAGCGUCUGCGUCUCGAUCGGAUUUUUCUUCUACUUGCUCCCAUUUAUGCCGUUGGGUGCUGGCGCUAAGUUGCGCCCUGGUCCCGGGCCCCAGUUGCCCACCUUUGAGGAGCAGUUGUCGAGCCAGCGCUUCUUCCUCCGGUCGCGGUCCAUCAGGAAGCAGGCGGACAACUACUUCAGGCACCCGCUCUUCGUUGAGCUGGGCGAAGUCAACCUACCCCACAGGAUCGCCAGGAUACAGCCCGUGGCUGUCCAGUGGCGGAGAGACGGCCUGCCUCCACAUAUUUUAGAUGACCGACCGCUGUCCCCAAAAGAGCAAGCCGCUACAGGUUUUAUACUCGGCAAUGGCGGCUCUAGUAUGGGCAACGUUGACCUCCUACUCCCUCGUGAAUACCCCUCCGAGAACAGCGACAAGCCCAUGAUCUAUCUUCGCGAGGAGAAGACGUUCUUGCACUGUCGUCCCACCGAGCUCUAUCUAGGGGCGUCGACAUCGGCGCAACAGUUGAAACUACAUGUGUUCUUCGAUGGAAACGUGUAUGAUGACGAAGUGGUGAGCGAGUGGCUGGACGACGUGGUCUCCGCCACGGAAUACUAUCUGGGAACACCAGAGACCCCUCGGGAGUCUGACCGAAUAAAUUGUCUCUGA